Messenger RNA from Leptopilina heterotoma, 3216 nucleotides. Its product is annotated as lateral signaling target protein 2 homolog. The record is from RefSeq and is a predicted model, not a curated record. NCBI's taxonomy places the organism in Eukaryota, Metazoa, Arthropoda, Insecta, Hymenoptera, Figitidae. The coding region runs from base 1681 to 2898 and encodes 405 amino acids. The transcript has 6 exons.
AAUUUUCAAUUAAUCAGUUUAUAAUAAGUGAAAAUCUUCAAUUAAUCAAUUGCAAAUUUUUCCUUAAGAGAAAAAUUUGGUAAAAAGGAGUUUUUAUUUUUUUUUGAAGAAAAAGUCUUUCAAAUCUUUCGUAGUCUUUAUGAAAAUAGCUUGUUUGGAGAAAAAUGGAAAUAGAAGUCGAGGAAAAAGAAACAUUUUUUAUGGAGUUAUUAAUGAAAUAAUGGAAAGUGUGAAAAUAAGAAGUUUAUGAUAGAGUGAUUUAUGCUCUCGAGAGUGUAUAUUGGUACGUGGCACUUGUUUCUCAGCAUCCUUCAUUCUACAAUAAUCCCUCGCAAAUGUCAGGCUGAGCCAUUUGGGGUGGAUUCGUCCUCUCACUCUCUCUCUCUCUCUCUUCCCCUUUUUCUCAUAACCAUCAGCUUUAUACUUCCCCGACUCGAUUUCAACAAGGAAAGAGGUGGUAAACCAAAGGCAGGUGGGAGAUUGAAACGAAGGGGAAAUUCCAUGGAGAGAAAAUGAUGUUACCUUCUUCCUUUAGAACGAGAACUGGAUGGAGAAACAGGUGGAAUAAGGGGGUUGGCGGAGGGUGAAGAGACUGGUAAAAGCAGAGAAGGGGUUGGAAUCUAUCCUACCCCCGUUACACGGCUUGCGUAUUCAGCCUGGUGUCUGGCCACGGCUACUACUAGUACCCAGUAUUCCGGCGACUGACCCGAGAGCUACUUGUUCCACUUGUUCGCAAACGUGUUCUUUUUCAAGAAAAAAAAAAUAAGUUUCACUAUUCUUCAAAAAUCAUUUAUUUCCCGCUCAGUGCGCGCGCUCUAUUUUUGCCAGGAGAAGAUGAGCCAACUGAUGCUCUACUCCAGGAGAUGUCAAGUGCCUGACCUGAUAUAUUUAUUUCUUCAUUUGGUUUAGAAAAGAAAAAAUUUUCAAUGCUGCGAGUGAAAUACAUAAAUGAGAAGAUUGCACAAAGAGACGAUUUAUCAGCUGUGAAACGAGUGAAAUUAUUUAUAGCCGAUUCGAAUAAUUGGAGGAGGAAAAGAAUUGGUGGAAUCAACUGUAGAUGAAAUCGAAGAAUAAAAAACAAUAGAUUGAAUCGCGGAAAAAGGACGAUGGAGAAGAAAGAAGGCGAACUAUAAAUGAGAUGAAGAAAUGUUUUCUGAAUCCAAAUUUUUUUGCAAAGUUCUUCCACAAGUUCGAAGUUGGUCGGUCAACAAUGUGCUGGAGACAAAAAAAGUGCUCAAGUUCACGACCAUUUACCUUUGCCUUCGCGGCGCUGAAAAAACGCGCGUACAAACUAAAAACGCUGGCGCACUUUCCAGUGAGAUAAAAGUUUCACCUUGAGUGUUUGCUUUUUAGAACAAGGCAAAAAAAAAGAAACCAAUUUCUCGAAGAGAAAAUCUAAAAGAGUCAAUUUCAAAUAUCAAUAUUGUAAAUAUCUUAGAUUUCCAUAUUAAUCCAUUAUUACUAUUAGAUGAAAAGUAGUUGCUCAGAAAAAUCAGGUUUAGAAUAAAUUCUCUCCUCUCUUUCUUUUGAAGAAAUUUGUUUUUUGAAAAUAAAAUAUAAAGGAAAAUUAAAAAUUAAUGAGUCUAAUGGUAGAUGUUGUGCAACGUUUUUUGAAUCAGUGGAUUGAGAAUGUGAAUGAAGAAUCGGGAAGUUGAUGAAAUAUUAUUGGAACGUUAGAUUAUGACGGUAAUGCCGUCAAGUUCUGAUGUCGCAGACAAAGCGGUCUCGACGGAAGAUGCAUCCUGCGGGGUGGAGGUGGCUAGUAUCGAUGCCCUAUUGGCGGCAUUGGUCGAGACAAAAGUUGAAGCAAUAAAAGCCUCGUCUUCGUCGAUAAUAACGAGACGUUUCGGUAGUGCUCCAGCGAGUCCAAGACGACCGAGAUUGACCUCAUCAUCGACUGUCUCCUCAUCUCAGAAUCAUCAUCACCAUCAUCAUUAUCAUCAUUGUCAUCCCGAUCAUCGUCAUCAUCAUCAACAUCAUCACUGUGAUCAACAUCAUCAUCAUUGUGAUCAUCUUGAUCACACUGACGAUUAUCAUUAUCCAGAACAUGUUGAUUAUCAUCAGCGACAGAAUUAUCAGGAGGAAGAACAACAUCGAGAACAUCAUCAUCAUCAUCAUCAUCGGCACGGUCGUCGAUACGAGAAGAAGAAACGCGAACGUCAUCGACGUCAUGGCUCUGCUCCUUGCGGUGAAUUCAUCGAAAAUCCAAGACUGCUGGAACGUGGAUCUGAUAAAGGAAAAAGGAGAGCGUCGGAAUGUCCUCGGAGUCCAAGUAAAAAGAGAAAAUAUUCCAAAGGUUCUUAUGUACUUGAAGAGGAUAUAUUGGAUUUGCCAUUGGGACUUGAUACGCCAUUUGAGAAUUUGGGCAUUGACGGUGAUCAGGAUUUAGGGCUGAUAAAUUUGAUAAGAUCGAGAGAGGCGUUCAGCGAUAUAUGCGAGUAUCCCAGGUUGCACCAAAGUGCCUGCUACACUUCCCAAAACGAAGCACAGCUGAAACUUGACUAUGACGAAGAUGAUGAUUUUCUGGCGCUCAAUCUUGAGGAUGAAUUAGAUGACAAUGAAACAUUGAGUAAUCCGGAGAAAGUGAAUAAACCAAUGGAGCAAUUUCAUCGUCCGCGUAAAAAACGAAAACGACGACGACGACAGAAGAAAAUUGAACCAGAAAUUGUGAUAGAAACGGAUCCCGAUGAAUUGCCGCCAAGAGCACGAAUGACCAUCGUCGCUACUGCUUGCCUUUUGCUUGCCAUGUCCCUGCUCCUGGUGGGAAUUACUCUUCGUAUGGGGCCCAUUAUCGACGAAAUGGUACGAAAAGAGAAUGAAGCUUUGAUGAAUUCUUUGAAUCACGAUUCAUCGGUGCAAGAAAAUUCGACAACGUCACCAGAAGGACCAUCAUUUUAAAAAUAGGAGGAAGAAGAAAAGAGAUGAUUUUUCCAGUAACUCGAAUUUUAAUGCUCAUCGUUUAUCACACACGUUCCAAAAGAGAAUUACUCUCUCUCAGGUCAGAUGGUUGAUUUCUAAAUACAAUUUUCAUUAAACUUUUAAAAACUUUCAAACAUACCCGAAAAAUGUCAACACAACGGGAAAUUGAAAGUACAUUUAUAGCUGCAACGAAAUAUUUUCUUGUUAGAAAAUCUUUUCCCAGUCAACUUUUUUUUUGUUAUUUAAAUUUUUAUUUAUUUCUCUUUAAUUCAAAAUCAAAAAUUUAUAUUCAAUUUU